Amphimedon queenslandica is the source of this 716-nucleotide messenger RNA. RefSeq lists its product as uncharacterized. The record is from RefSeq and is a predicted model, not a curated record. Bases 126 to 716 code for a protein of 196 amino acids. The transcript is spliced from 2 exons. Lineage: Eukaryota; Metazoa; Porifera; Demospongiae; Haplosclerida; Niphatidae.
CACGCACGUGAUCAUGCAGCCACGCCUUGUUUGUAUAAUUUUAUUUGCUAGCUGUUUGCAGAAAUCCGCUGUCCCUCUUCUUUAUCUUUAUUAAGCUGAGUAAUAAGCUCAACUUCAUUGCUGUUAUGAUCUAUACCCAAUCAUUAGUCUUGCUCAUAGCGACCAGUAGCUUCGCGACUGGCUUUGAUGUGAAUGUGAUCUGCUAUUUGGUUUUACUUCUCCUCCUCUUAUCAGGAGAUGUUGAACUCAAUCCUGGUCCUAUGAUUGAUGAUCAACCAUCUUGCAUCUUAUUUGCAAAAUAUCUUCAAACACUUCAUGACUGGAAGCCAUUUGCUCUUUGUCUUCCUGGUGGGAUUGGGAUAACACAACUUGAUGUUGAUAUAAUUAAAACAAAAGGAAGCUCUUACCUCAGGAUGGAGGCAUUACACAAGAGAUGGUUACAAGUUAAUCCUACAGCAUCAUGGAGAGAUGUCAUUAAUGCUUUGAAACAAUGUAAAGAGAAUGAACUAGCUAGAACUAUUGAAGUAAAAGUAAAAAAUUCCACUGGAAAAUGUCUUGAUGAUAAAAUGGAAGUCAAUACAGGAGUCAUUGCUGUAGAUCAUAUUCAUAUUACAGAAAUUAGUAAAGCAACUAAUCUUACUGUAAAAGGAAGAAAUGACAGUAAUAAUGAUGCUAAAACAGGUAAAUUACUAAACACAAACACUUCUAAUAACUGA